UACUCGUAUUAACACCACAAGAAGCAGCUCUAAAUCCCGCCAAGAAACCAACGCGCCUUCUCCCCCAAGAUCCUCUCCCACGGUCCUCCUCGUCUGGUUUCUAAUCCCGAUCUCGGCCCGUGUUCUCUUUCGCCCUCGCGCGUGCUUUGUCUCCCAUCGAUCUUCGCGUUUCUGAGUUGCUCCGUUCGCUUGUUCGCGCGUUUCUUGUCCGUCGCUGCUUCCCGAUGGAUGCCGGAGCCGACCCGAUGACGCCGGUGAAGGCCGCGCCGCGUGCGGCGUCGCGGUCGCCGCUCCGGGAGGCCGGCGCGAGCCCCUACAUGCCGUCACUGCGCACGGCGGCCGGCAGCCCUGCCAUCAAGUGCUACGGUGACCGGUUCAUACCGUGCAGAGGAACAGAGGAGGACAGGGACAUCGCGCGCUACCUCCUGACGGAGAAGGAGAACGCCGCCACGGCGCCGUCGCCUUCCAAGGGAGCGUACCGCGAGCUGCUGGCCAAGAAGAUGCUCGGCAACCGGACCAGAAUCUUCUCCUUCCGGAACAAGCCGCCACCACAGCCCGACAGCCUCCUUGCCAAUGAUGCAGCUUCCAUCCACGCCAAUCCGGCCAGGAAGCGCCGAUGCAUCCCUCAGACUCCGGAUAGAAUUCUGGAUGCACCAGACCUCGCAGACGAUUACCGUGUCAAUUUGCUGGACUGGGGAUGUCGCAACGUGCUGUCCAUCGCGCUGGGAAACAGGAUAUGCCUCUUGGACGUCUCGAGUGGGUCCAUAUCUGAGCUCGCCACCGUUCACGAAGACGAUGGCCCUGUCACUAGUGUCAGCUGGGCUCCUGAUGGCCGUCACAUUGCUGUUGGCCUCGCGUCUUCAGUUGUCCAGCUCUGGGAUUCAACCUCUAGCCAACUGCUUAGGACACUGGAAGGUGUGCACGAGUCGGGAGUCGGUUCACUGGCAUGGAGAGACAACAAAGUCCUGACCUCUGGUGAUAUCUACGGCAAGAUUGUGAACAAUGACAUGAGGAUCAGGAACCAUGCCGCGCAGACAUACUGUGGGCACACCAAGGAGGUGUGCGGGCUCAAGUGGUCGGGGUCAGGAAAGCAGCUGGCCAGUGGCGGCAACGAUGACCUCCUCUUCUUGUGGGAUGUCGCCAUGGCAUCCUCAGUAGGGUCUCCAGGCCGUCGCACCCAAUGGCUACACAGGCUUGAGGACCACUUGGCUGCCGUGAGGGGGCUCGCAUGGUGCCCAUUCCAGAGCAACAUGCUGGCAUCAGGUGGUGGCACAAACGAUCGGUGCAUCAAGUUUUGGAACACAAACACAGGUGCAUGCCUCAACUCUGUCAACACCGGGGCACAGGUGUGUGCGCUGCUCUGGAGCAAGAAUGACAGAGAGCUGCUGAGCUCACAUGGAUACGAUCAGAAUGAGCUCACCUUGUGGAAGUACCCGGCGAUGGUUAAGAUGGCUGAACUCACUGGCCAUACUUCCCGUGUCCUUUUCAUGUCCCAGAGCCCUGAUGGUUGCACAGUAGCAUCUGCUGCCGCAGAUGAGAGACUGUGUUUCUGGAACGUCUUUGGGACUUCUAAGGAUGCAGUCAAGAGUUCUCACACUAGGAUGUUCAACAGUUACAAUCAUCUCCGAUAAGGAGAAAUGGUUGUGAAUGGACAGCAAGGAAUGCUUGCAACCACAACGAAAGAAGCAGACAUGUUCUGUAAGUUAUUUGGUGUGCCAUGGAAACUACGAACUAUCUUGUGCAUGGUGGGUGAGAAGAAACCAAAUAGUAUCCGAAAGAAGGGGAAAUCGAAGCUGUCAAGUUGAACGUGGAUGCCGUGCUUACUGAAGGGGAUCUCCAAUAAGGCACAGGCGUCUGUGGUAUGCAAUCAUGAGGGAGAGAUGACUGCAGUUAUCAUUGAAGUUGACACUAGGAUGGUCGUCCAACUAUGGGAGGAAGGGCAAGGGAGGAAGAUCGGAGAUCUCUGCCAUCCUCCAGGAGGUCAAGUAGCUUAGUUUAGUCGAUUGCUUACAAGCUGUGUUAUUAGCUAAACUAGUAGAGACGCGAAUGAAGCGGCUCAUUUAUGUGCCAAGCAAGCUAGUGCUGUCUGGAGACGUUGUGUGUGGUUAGAUUAUAUCCCAGACUUCAUUGCCUCAGUCCUCCAGCAUGAUUGUAACCCUAUAACUGACUAAUGAAGCUCCUGAAUUUGCGGAAAAAAGGAUUACCUUGAACCAGUAC
Molecule: messenger RNA, 2217 nt
Organism: Lolium rigidum
Lineage: Eukaryota; Viridiplantae; Streptophyta; Magnoliopsida; Poales; Poaceae
Product: cell division cycle 20.2, cofactor of APC complex-like
Exons: 5
Coding region: 225-1631 (468 amino acids)
Biological process (GO): positive regulation of anaphase-promoting complex-dependent catabolic process; anaphase-promoting complex-dependent catabolic process; positive regulation of ubiquitin protein ligase activity
Cellular component (GO): anaphase-promoting complex
Molecular function (GO): protein binding; anaphase-promoting complex binding; ubiquitin ligase activator activity
Source: RefSeq, a predicted model, not a curated record